Molecule: messenger RNA, 231 nt
Organism: Meloidogyne enterolobii
Lineage: Eukaryota; Metazoa; Nematoda; Chromadorea; Rhabditida; Meloidogynidae
Source: the annotation of a GenBank genome assembly
AUGCAGGGAUCUGUACAAAGUCAUGAUUUGGAUCCGAUUUGGGGAAAUCUUCGAUCACAAACAACAAAAGUUUGGCAACCAGAUGGAACGCGAACAGAACUUCAAUGUGCACCCGAUUCAAAUACCAUUAUUGGACGCCAAUUUGCCCCAGCUAAUCCAGAAAAUAGGGCUGGAAAUAAUAUAAUGGAUCGACGACGUUUAACAAUUCAACAGAUUGAGGCAAUUCUUUAG